CAAGUUCGACUUUUGGGGCUACACGGGCAGCAGCCGCACCAGCCACUUCGGAGAUGCCGGUCAUGCAACGGCAGGAGGCAAACACCUUUCCUUCGCACCUUUCCUUCGCCCCCUGCGAGUUCAUCACAGCACUUCCCCUCCUCCGCCCAUCUCACCAUCCGUGCUCAUUAUAGCGCUUCCUGGUGCCGAUAUCAUAGACUGCGAGCCGCCGGAGGAGGCGCGCGAGUUUCUUUUACGCAAGGAGUGCGACGAGGUGAAUCGGCAAUCAACUAGUUCAGAUGAUGCCAGCGACGCUGAGUGCAAGAGAAGGAGGGUGACGGCGUCUCAGGCGCGCAGAUGGCCGGGCUGCAGGCGACCGCGUUUAUGCACACCAGUGGGAAUCGGCUGGCGUCUGAGGGUCGCGAAUUCGUACAAGGAUUCAGCCUUCCGGGCGAGGCUGAGAAGGCGGCGAAGAUCUUGGACAGGUUCCUUGCCGACCCCGAGAGACCAGAGUCUGCACUGAACUCGAUCCCGAAAACCGUCUUGCAGAACGCCCGCGGCCUCGCCAUCUUCCAGGUCAACAAGGCCGGCUUCGUCUUCUCUGGCAAGGCCGGCUCCGGCCUCGUCAUUGCGCGCCUCCUCGACGGAUCCUGGUCCGCGCCCUCCCGGACAUCACCGAUCUCGUCAUCGUGCUCAACAGCGAGGACGCCGUCCGCGCGUUCUCCGUGGGCGGCAACGUGACCAUCGGCGGCAACAUCAGCGCCGCAGCGGGGACCAUCGGCACGGGCGGCAGCGUGCAGGCGUCGCUCGCGCACCCCGCGGUCGAUGUUCUCGUACUCGAAGUCGAAGGGCCUGUUCGCCGGCCUGAGCCUUGAGGGGACGGUCCCCAUUGAGCGCAAGGACGCAAACCGCGGCUUCUACGGCUCGCCCGUGCCCGCGCGCGAUAUCCUCGGUGGCCGCGUCCCCCCUCCUGAAGUUGCGUCGUGGUUGUACGAGAUUAUUGAGGCUGCGGACGAGACAGGCAUCCCCCGGUUCGCGCCCGCAUCAUCUCGCGCGAUGGUAGGCGUAGAACAUUCACCCGGGCGCGCGGGAGCGCGGGAGCGGCCUUCGCGCAGGCGGUUGAGCGUGCGCGAGGGGUUAUCUCGAUGA
Messenger RNA from Schizophyllum commune H4-8, 1128 nucleotides. RefSeq lists its product as uncharacterized. Gene Ontology annotation, cellular component: actin cortical patch. The transcript is spliced from 5 exons. Gene Ontology annotation, biological process: actin cortical patch localization; actin filament bundle assembly. Gene Ontology annotation, molecular function: phosphatidylinositol binding; actin filament binding. NCBI's taxonomy places the organism in Eukaryota, Fungi, Basidiomycota, Agaricomycetes, Agaricales, Schizophyllaceae. Bases 337 to 720 code for a protein of 127 amino acids. The record is from RefSeq and is a predicted model, not a curated record.